Helianthus annuus (common sunflower) is the source of this 1084-nucleotide messenger RNA. RefSeq names its product cyclin-C1-2. Gene Ontology annotation, molecular function: cyclin-dependent protein serine/threonine kinase regulator activity. Gene Ontology annotation, biological process: positive regulation of transcription by RNA polymerase II. Lineage: Eukaryota; Viridiplantae; Streptophyta; Magnoliopsida; Asterales; Asteraceae. Gene Ontology annotation, cellular component: nucleus; mediator complex. The record is from RefSeq and is a predicted model, not a curated record. The coding region runs from base 118 to 873 and encodes 251 amino acids. The transcript is spliced from 9 exons.
GACAUGGGCCUGUAUGAAAAUUCAUAUAAAACUUAGGCCACAUUGAAUAGCCCAAAACCCAAUUCGAUAACCUGCGAUUUCUUUCUUUCUUUCUGCAACUCCAUUUUCACAACAACAAUGGCGACUAAUUUCUGGGCAUCAACGCACUACAAAGAACUGCUGGAACAAGAAGAAGUGGAUGUGGUGCAUAAUCUUGAUAAACAAAGGGGAAUUACCCUUGAUGAUUUCAAGUUAAUCAAAUUGCAUAUGUCCAAUUACAUUGCGAAAUUGGCUCAAAGUGUGAAAGUGAGGCAAAGGGUUGUCGCGACUGCUGUAACAUAUAUGAGACGUGUAUAUACAAGGAGAAGUAUGACUGAAUAUGACCCGCGUCUACUUGCCCCAUCUUGCUUGUAUUUGGCGGCAAAAUCCGAAGAAAGCACUGUGCAAGCAAGACUUCUUGUAUUCUACAUUAAGAAACUCAAUCUAGAUGAAAAGUACCGAUGUGAAAUAAAAGAGAUACUUGAAAUGGAAAUGAAAAUUUUGGAAGCGCUAAACUAUUACCUUAUUGUUUUUCAUCCUUAUCAGUCGUUGCCUCAGUUGGUUCAUGAUGCCGGUAUGAGUGAUGCAACUCAAUUGAUUUGGGGACUUGUGAAUGACACCUAUAAGAUGGAUCUAAUUCUCAUACACCCACCGCAUUUGAUCGGAUUAGCCUGCAUUUAUGUAGCUAGUGUGCUCAAGGAGAAAGAUAAUACAGCCUGGUUCGAAGAUCUACGAGCCGACAUGAACGUGGUGAAGAACAUAGCGAUGGAAAUACUAGAUUUCUAUGAUACCCACAAAAUGAUAACCGAAGACAGAGUGAACGCUGCCAUGCACAAGCUCAGUAUAAGAAUAUAGAUUGCGUUUCAAAGGUGAACUACACAUUUUUAUAUGUAACCUUUUGUUACAAUGGUUACCAUGCCGGCUUUUAUGGCUGAGUGCUUCAAGUUGUAGCGUUAGAUUCGUUGUUAAACAAAAUUGUUGUUAUGAACAUCGAUUCAAAGCAAAAAAAUACCCAUUUUUCAGCAUUUGACUGGGAAUCAAAUAAGAAUCGAGUAUAUUGGAUUCC